Emys orbicularis (European pond turtle) is the source of this 1335-nucleotide messenger RNA. RefSeq names its product phenylalanine hydroxylase (gene PAH). Gene Ontology annotation, biological process: L-tyrosine biosynthetic process; L-phenylalanine catabolic process. NCBI's taxonomy places the organism in Eukaryota, Metazoa, Chordata, Testudines, Emydidae. Gene Ontology annotation, molecular function: phenylalanine 4-monooxygenase activity; iron ion binding. The record is from RefSeq and is a predicted model, not a curated record. Bases 16 to 1335 code for a protein of 439 amino acids. The transcript is spliced from 13 exons.
ACAGAGGUUUGCAAAAUGAAUGGAGAUCCUUUUCAGGAGACUAUGUACAUUGAAGAAAACACAUAUAAAAAUGAUAUGAUCUCUUUGAUUUUCUCGCUGAAAGAAAAGGUUGGGGCGUUGGCUAAAGUUCUGCGCAUAUUUGAGGAAAAAAGUAUAAACCUGAUCCAUAUUGAGUCCAGACCUUCCCGAGUCAACAAAGAUGAGUAUGAAUUCUUCAUAAACCUGGAUAGGAGGAAUACUCCUCUUCUCAUGGAUAUCAUCAAGACUUUGAGAAACGAAAUUGGAGUGACUGUUCAUGAGCUUUCACGUAAAAAGAAGAAAGAUGCUGUGCCGUGGUUCCCGAGAACUAUCCAGGAGCUUGACAGAUUUGCCAAUCAGAUCCUAAGCUAUGGAGCUGAACUGGAUGCAGACCACCCUGGUUUCAAAGAUCCUGUUUACCGGGCCCGCAGAAAGGAGUUUGCUGACAUCGCCUACAACUACAGACACGGGCAGCCUAUUCCUAAAGUGACUUACACAGAGGAAGAAAAGAAAACGUGGGGCACAGUCUUCAGGGAGCUGAAGACUCUCUAUCCAACUCAUGCUUGCUAUGAACACAACCACGUGUUCCCACUACUGGAAAAAUACUGUGGCUACCAGGAGGAUAAUAUUCCACAACUUGAAGAUGUUUCAAAAUUCUUGCAAACCUGCACCGGAUUCCGCUUACGCCCUGUCGCUGGCCUGCUGUCUUCUCGGGAUUUCCUGGCUGGUUUGGCAUUCAGAGUGUUUCACUCUACACAGUACAUCCGCCAUGGAUCUAAACCAAUGUACACACCAGAACCUGAUGUUUGCCAUGAGCUCCUAGGACAUGUACCUCUGUUUGCUGACAUUAGCUUUGCUCAAUUUUCCCAGGAAAUUGGACUUGCAUCCUUGGGAGCGCCAGAUGAAUAUAUUGAGAAACUUGCUACGGUCUAUUGGUUUACGGUGGAAUUUGGACUCUGUAAAGAAGGUGAUGCAAUAAAGGCCUAUGGUGCUGGGCUGCUGUCUUCAUUUGGCGAGUUGCAGUACUGUUUAUCAGAUAAGCCUGAAAUUCAAUCCCUUAACCUGGAGAAGACUGCAGUCCAGAAAUACCCCGUCACUGAGUUCCAGCCUGUUUACUAUGUUGCUGAAAGUUUUAAAAAUGCAAAGGAAAAAGUAAGGAGAUUUGCUUCAACAAUCCCUCGACCUUUCUCCGUUCGCUACAAUCCGUACACCCAGAGAAUUGAAGUCUUGGACAACGCAAAGCAGUUGAAGAAUUUAGCUGAGUCCAUCAGCAGUGAGAUGGGAACUCUUUGCAGUGCCCUCAAGAAGAUAGAAUGA